Messenger RNA from Orbicella faveolata, 3026 nucleotides. RefSeq lists its product as uncharacterized. Gene Ontology annotation, biological process: regulation of transcription by RNA polymerase II. The record is from RefSeq and is a predicted model, not a curated record. NCBI's taxonomy places the organism in Eukaryota, Metazoa, Cnidaria, Anthozoa, Scleractinia, Merulinidae. Gene Ontology annotation, molecular function: DNA-binding transcription factor activity, RNA polymerase II-specific; RNA polymerase II cis-regulatory region sequence-specific DNA binding. Gene Ontology annotation, cellular component: nucleus.
ACUAUAGCGUUGACUUAACCACUAUGUUUUAUUUGCAUGGCGAGAUUAAUAACAGAGAGAAUGUUUACACUCAUUCAUUCAAUCGGUACAGGUGUUAGAACAACGAGUUGGUAAUUUUGAAUCAGCUCUUGCUGAAACACGUACUUAACUCGUCCAUUGAGCUUAGCAAAGUUCAGCUGGCGAUAGAAUUCAGGGCGACCUAUUAGCCAAGUUUUCUUCUUGUGACAUGUUUUAGUGUUAACAUGAUAAUGGGUUGCCAUUGUACAAGCAGAAAGCAGUUUAGUUUCAAAUCUGUUGCUAAAUUUGCCAAACCCAAAAAGUCCCAGCAAUGGCUCUUGGCAACUUCAUCUUUUACCCUUUUAAUUAACUCGAAACCCUUUUUUUGUGAACAGAACAUAUUUUGUACAAUCUACGUGGUAAUUUAAUCCCUUACCAAACAAGGGUUUCAAUGAAGUAAUUGAAUUAGCAAAACUCUAGAAAAGAGGAUAAUUCGCUUUUUUUCUUUAGAUUCCAGAAACCUUUAGUUAGAAAAAUAACUAAGCCUAUAGAUUUAAAUCAUCGAGACCAGAAAAUACAUUUACUUAAUCUGAAGUAACCUGUUAAUCAAACGAGUUGAAAAAGGAUUAAUUGGGACAUUUCACGAAAUGUUUGAAGUUUUUUGUUGUUCGUAUUCCUUAUGAAAGCAGAAAUUGAUUUACUUCGCACUUGUAGAAAAUCGUAAAUGGACUUGAUUAAUAGUUUAAACUAGGGUCACGGGCUAAUUUUUGCUGACAAGCCUAUAAAUUAAUUUGGCCCAUAAUGCGCGGAUUGGCUAGAAUGGGCCAACAAAUUUUUACUUUUCUGCUCGCCUAUUAACAUGCUAAUUUUUCACCGAGGAAAAAAAUGUUUGUAGAAUUACUUCCGAGCACUUUACGUAGGCCGCAUAUUUAGCGAUUGGCAAAUAAACGACAUCAUGGCUUUGUUUAUCCUAAAAAUCCUCCACGAUUGCUUGCAGAAAGAAAGGGUAUAGAAAUCUAAUGUAAGUAAAGCAUCAUUUCCUCCCACAGGGGUCGUUCCCCGCGCCAAUUAAUUAUUUUAAUCCGGCCAUUGAUAAUCGUCAUCAAAACAAUUUAACAGCAAAAUUCACGUGAUCAUAUGUGGGCAUCUUUUAAGACAGAAGCGCUCUCCCAUUUGGAAUCAUUUACCUCAAGACGGCAGCACACCGCGAUGCAAGGGGCAAAGACAUCUGCGUUCUCCGUAGAAUCACUCAUUUCCAAGGAAGGCUUCGCCGAACCCAGAAUGGAUGGGACACAUGCGUGUAUAUCACUGCCAAGGUGCUCUUCAGCGGGGCAGGAGAUCACAAGGACCUCGCCUAGCUUCAGCACAACGAUAAGUAUACCACGACCAUUAGCCCUCGAAGGAGUUGGCUCCGGUCAUACAAGCGCAUUCUCGCAAACUUCCCAACUUCCUCUUUCCAGUGGAAGAGCCUUCGCCAUUCAGCGGAACACAGAACAUCAUGCAGACGUGCAACGCCACGACGACUCAACUCGAACUCGACGCUACAGGACAGCGUUUACCCGUGAGCAGCUGAGUAGGCUAGAGAAAGAAUUCCUACGAGAAAACUACGUGUCUCGAACUCGCCGAAGCGAGCUUGCGACAACUCUUAACCUGUCCGAGACAACCAUCAAAAUAUGGUUCCAAAACCGGCGCAUGAAAUCCAAAAGGCGACGCAUGGCCCUAGGGCUGAAACCUGUCCAAGCAUUUUGUCCCACGAGGCACUUGCCCUCUGAUGGACAUUUCAGUUCGGGUCAUCUGUAUAACGGUCUUCAUUAUGUGCCUUGGUCGCCAUAUUCACCUGUCAACGGCCCAUUAUGGCCACACGGAGUUCACUUCUUACACUGCGACCCACAUUAUCAUCCGUUCUCUGUACCAUCGGCCAGCACCAGUACAGGAUCGAGCUACCGGCCACCAACUACACAGGCAAACUGUUCGCACGUCUGGAAAAGCAGCGAGUAGACACCGAGCAAAUAUCUUUUUUUGGCCAAGAAAGGUUUCAGUAAAACGAGAAAUUUGUAGAAAACCACUUGGCAAGACUCAUGCGUUGAUAUCACAUGUAAGGGGUCCAAAUCUAAGACAUACUGCAUUUCCUGUCACUUGCAAAUAAGUAGAAAAAAAAAACAAAUGAUAUAAUUGAUUACUUUCCUACAGCGAGUCCUAUAAGGUUUCUAACAAAUGGUGUUUUUUCAGUUAUGGAUGUAAUAAAAUGAAAUUAUAUUGAAAAAGGCAUUCUAGUUAAUUUCAUAUACAUUUAAAUGUUCGAGUAAACAGUAAUGGUAAAAUUUCUCCAUUGUGAAUAUUCCAGCCAUUAAAGGCUUUGUUGCAUGCGGGAAUUUUUCUUCACUGUGCGAAUUUUAUCGCCACUUUACGAGUUGCACGAAAAACUGUCUAGUCAUCAACAACCCUUAGCAUGAACAUUCCUCGUAACUUUUCGCGGCAAGCCUUGCACAAAAUAGAAUCUAGUUCUACGUGUGACAAUGCUCACCGAAGCAAGAUCGUUCAUUUGAGACAUGUUCAUUUCAGGGUGUAACACUAGACAACGCUUCGUGCAAAUUGUCUAACGUCCCAACAAACUUGCGAGAUAAGUUUGCAAGACUAAUUGUCUGGUAUAACAGUGCCUUAACUUGGUUGGUCAGAUCGGUUGGUCAUAUAUGAAUUAAUCAACAAUCAGUCGUUGGACUCGGAUUGCUAUAAUCAUUAUGGCAGUAAAGAUAAUUGUUAUAGAUGGACAUGCUUGGUUAAGACUUCUUUUCUGGCAGUUAGGCUAGCAGCUCUGCAAAGGUCGGUAAAUUUAAGAAUGAAAGGGGUUUCUCCGACAUCAAGAGAUGUCUGUAAGUUCGCGACGUUACGUGAACGAGAUGGAUCUCAGGCUCCAAAAGGUGAUAAGCUUCCAAAGCCGUCGAUAAAACAACGUUGCUGUUGGACCCUGUUAACUUCACAGGUUCGAAAAUAUCAGUGUUUAGACAAUAAAAGUUAUUUCUGCUCCACAG